Molecule: messenger RNA, 537 nt
Organism: Paraglomus brasilianum
Lineage: Eukaryota; Fungi; Glomeromycota; Glomeromycetes; Paraglomerales; Paraglomeraceae
Source: the annotation of a GenBank genome assembly
AUGGGAAGCUGUGUCUCGGCAGUAAAAGGGCAAAGCUCUAGACGCUCGGCAAAGCAGAAACAGAACAACAGUUUCCAUAACGGAGUAUCAAGUCAAAUUCGUUCUCCUGCUGCCAAUGCUAGAGUUGUCAGGAAAGGGAAGAAGAAGAUUCACAAGGGAAUAAUUGGUUUGCCAUCAAAUUUCCAGCACACUGGGCAUAUUGGAGUUACUGAAAUGCGUAGCGGGAAAGUUGACCCGGAGAAGAUUAAAACGCAAAUGUCGGAAGUUGCCGCUGCUCUUCGGUUAGAAGAACAAACAGGCCAGAAGAACGACGUAUCUAAAGUAGAGUCUUCAAGCGACUCUCAAUUUGAUGAUGCUAACUUCAAAGUGAAGAGGAAACCCACGUUAUCGGAUAAUAUCUCUUUGCCACAACAGCAGCGACCGGCAUAUCCACAGACUGCCGAUCCGAUGGCCGAGGUAAUCGCUGCAUUGAAGAUGCCACCUGACCUGAACUUUGACGUUGUUACGUCCAAUGGAGAAACAACCCGACUUAGGUAA